AAAAAUAAUCGGCAGGGGAAGUUAAUGCCCGCCGUGCACUACUUAUCACUGAAUUUUUAAAUUUCAAUCAAAGAAACUUAUCGCUUAGGCGAUUGGUCAAUCAAAACUAUAAUACAGUAGUAUUCAUAAUGUCGUCGAGUGUACUCGUGAUUUCAAUAGGCUUAAUUGUAACCCAAUGCUGCCAGUGUUACACAGUUCCAAAGCCUGAAAUACUGGUAUACAAACCGCGCGGUUUUAGCGUUAGCAUACCGGACGAAACCGGCAUACGUCUGUUUGCAUUUCAUGGGAAAAUCAACAAAGUGAUCCAAAAUUUACAUCCAGGAGAUCUCACAAAGGAAGUGAAAUAUCCCGUCAACGGAAAAUGGAUUUUUCAUGACGAACGGACCAAACUAAAGGUUGGUGACACCAUUCACUACUGGAUGUUCGUGGUAAAAGACGCCCACGGAUACUCACUGGACAGUACUUCGUUUACAGUAACAGAUUUAGUGGAAAACGCAUCUACCAACUCUGAGAUGCCUACCAGAAUUGGUAACCCCAAUGGAAUGUGCAGUAACGAAAUCAACACCAUAUGCCUCCAAAGUCUGUUUAACGUCACGCAGUCGUUCGGGCAACUUCAAUCCUAUGUUGUCACACUGAAAAAAAAAUCAGAGCAACUGAGGAACUUUAUAGAGCAAUCACCUUCCGCCAGAAAAAUGACUAUCAGUGGUAGGAUUCCACUGGAGGGACUAGCCUCAAGCACCGUCGCCUUCUUGUUGAGGGAGAAACUGGAUAUUAAUGUAGUUGUGGUAUCAGCUGAAAGACAUUUUGAUGGAAGCAUAGCGUUUGAAGUUCCUACUAUUGAUGACAAGUUAGAGAUCUUAGAGGCGGCUAAAUCCAAGUUGGCCUAUACAAAAAUAUUUGUUCACUAAGGACCUGCACUGCAACUUCAAACUUUCAAAUUGCCGCCCGUGGGUGGUAUCAAAUCUAUUAUUCACUUUUUAAUGUCAAAUGCUCUUACAAUUAAAUUUUGAAUUUGAGCAAA
Molecule: messenger RNA, 1021 nt
Organism: Photinus pyralis (common eastern firefly)
Lineage: Eukaryota; Metazoa; Arthropoda; Insecta; Coleoptera; Lampyridae
Exons: 2
Coding region: 129-908 (259 amino acids)
Molecular function (GO): carbohydrate binding
Source: RefSeq, a predicted model, not a curated record